This is a messenger RNA of Anthostomella pinea, 684 nucleotides long. Lineage: Eukaryota; Fungi; Ascomycota; Sordariomycetes; Xylariales; Xylariaceae. The record is from the annotation of a GenBank genome assembly.
AUGCCUCAGUUCGUCUAUGUUGAAUUGCCGAGCUUUCGCAUCAAGGACUCGAGCGGGCACACGAUGAAUAUGAGCUACAGGCACUUGGGCCUCGUCGAAGCUCUCUACCAUUUCGUGCGCGGCGGCCUGCAAACAACCAACUACGUCGACCUCUCGGCAGCCAUCCUGUUCGCAGGCGGAGAGACGGACACCUGGGCAGCCACGAACACGUUGCAGGGGCACCACGCCGAGGAAAACCUCCUGCUCACGUACUUCCAGACCUUCGACUCUCCCGGCGCAUAUCCCAUCAUCGACGCCCUUCUCCUGAGCAACAAGCCGUGCAACAGCUGUAUCGAGUACUUUGCUCUGACCGGGAAACAACUACGGCCCAGGGACGGCUCGCCCCCCUUUCGAGCGAAGUUCACCCCGAGGUCUGAUCGGAGCUACACACCGGUGUUCUACCUCUCGCGUAGCCUGGACGCUGGUUCGCGGAGCGGUCUGUGGAUGCAGCUGGCACAGAUGUGGGCCAGCGAGUUCGGGGACACCAUCAAGUCAUCACCGGAUGUUGCUCGGGGCCAGAUGUAUUAUAUUCUCAACGACUCGCCCUGGUACGCUCUCAACGACCAGGAGAACCUGAACGACGCCGAGGUUGCCGAGGCAAUCUCGAGGCAGGAUAUUAACCCCAUGUAUUGGAUUGGGAGGUGA